CACAGUAAGCCGUGAGACAGCUACAGCUAGAAAUUUAAUCAAGUCAUCCUAACAACCAGCAAAAGUAAAAUAAAUAACACUGUUUGAAAAUGGAAACUCUUCUUGGUAUUAAGGGACCUGAUUUUGUUAUGCUAGCAGCAGACACAACUCACGCAAAUUCUGUAAUAGUGAUGAAAGAAGAUGAGAACAAGAUCCAUAAGGUUGCGGAUAACUUGUUGAUUUCAACAGUUGGCGAAUCUGGCGACACUGAACAAUUUACCGAGUUCAUUGCCAAGAACAUUGCACUGUACAAGAUGCGCAAUGGUUACGACCUAAGUCCUCGUUCUGCGGCACAUUUUACGCGCAAGAAUUUGGCCGAAAGUCUUCGCAGUCGCACAAGAUACCAAGUGUUUAUGUUUGUCGCUGGUUACGACCCUGUCGAAGGCCCCGAGCUGACUUUCAUUGAUUAUCUGGCGUCUGCUCAGUCCCUAAAUUAUGCCGGUCAUGGCUACGGCAGCAUGUUCUGCUCCAGCAUAUUCGAUCGCUAUUGGCAUCCUAACAUCUCACAGGAGGAGGCAUAUGAUGUGCUGAAGAAGUGUGUUUUGGAAAUUCAGAAGCGUUUGAUUGUAAACUUGAAGAACUUCAGUGUUGCGGUCGUCGAUAGCUCCGGCGUGCGCCAAUUGGAUCCAAUCAGCGCCAAGAGUUUGGCUGAUUAUAAUGCCGCUAGUUAAGAGUUUAACCAUUGAUCUAAUUUUAUAGCAUUUUAAAUGCAGCAUUGCGAUGAAAUAAAACUAAAUAUAUGGAUUUUUGGUAUAACAAAA
Drosophila albomicans is the source of this 800-nucleotide messenger RNA. It is a transcript of the gene Prosbeta4, whose product is annotated as probable proteasome subunit beta type-2. The transcript has 3 exons. Gene Ontology annotation, cellular component: proteasome core complex. Bases 90 to 710 code for a protein of 206 amino acids. Gene Ontology annotation, biological process: proteasomal protein catabolic process. The record is from RefSeq and is a predicted model, not a curated record. NCBI's taxonomy places the organism in Eukaryota, Metazoa, Arthropoda, Insecta, Diptera, Drosophilidae.